AUGGCGCCGCAGAAGCUCGCCGCCGUCGUCGUCCCUGUAACCUUGCUAGCGCUCCUUGGGGCCGUGGCGGGCCAGAUCAGUUAUGCUCCCAGCACAAGUCCUCCUAGCUUGAGCCCCGCACGCCCAAACCCAAACUCUUAUCCUCCAAGCCAGAGCCCACCGAGCUCAGUUCUUCCACCUACUUAUCAUCCAAGCCCAAGCCCAGCCGCAUAUCCUCCAAGUAGUAGCUCAACUCCACGGUCUUAUCCUCCAAAUGCAAACCCAGCUACAUAUCCUUCACCGAGCCCAAGCCCAACCACCUACGCUCCAAGCACAAGCCCUACCCUUAGCCCGAGUCCAAUUCCACCAACUUAUCUUCCAAGUGAAAGCCCAAGCCUAUCGAUCUCAAGUCCGCCAACUUAUCCUCCAAGUAGAAGCCCAAACCCAUCGACCUUGAGUCCACCAACUUAUCCUCCAAGUGCAAGCCCAAGCCUAUCGAUCUCAAGUCCACCAACUUAUCCUCCAAGUGGAAGUCCAAACCCAUCGAUCUUGAGUCCACCAACUUACCCUCCAAGUGCAAGUCCAAGCCCCUCAAUCUCGAGUCCACCAACUUAUCCUCCAAGUGCAAGUCCAAGCCCCUCGAUCUCAAGUCCACCGACUUAUCCUCCAAGUGCAAGUCCAUCUAGUUCAAUCUCUAUCCCAUCCUCUCGUCCUCCUAGCCUAAGCCCAAGCCCAUCGAUCACGAGUCCACUGGCUAGCCCCACCCCAAGUCCAUCUAGUUCAAUCUCAAUCCCACCCACUUAUCCUCCUUCCCUAAGCCCAAGCCCAAGCCCAAGCAAAGCUCCUUCAGGACUUAGUGUCGGCUACUACAAGUAUCGAUGCCCCAAAGCAGAGACUAUUGUCAGGGAGGCCGUGAAGAGUGCCAUAGACAAGCAUGAGCUGUUCAAGCAUGCAUGCCACGUUAAAUCAUGGUGUUUCUUGCACGCAUAUGAUUAA
Molecule: messenger RNA, 975 nt
Organism: Miscanthus lutarioriparius
Lineage: Eukaryota; Viridiplantae; Streptophyta; Magnoliopsida; Poales; Poaceae
Source: the annotation of a GenBank genome assembly